GAACGGGAAGAAGAGAGGAUGGAUACGAGAAAACUUAGAAGAGAUUCCGACGUAGUGCUCUCAAAUGUUGGACGUAGAGAGCUUCUCUUUAAGUUUCUUGUUAUCGGUGAUUAUGGCGUCGGCAAAACGGCUCUCGUACGACGAUACACAGAAGGAAAGUUUUCUUCGAAUUACAAGAUAACGAUAGGAGCUGAUUUUGCGAUAAAAACGCUCGAUUGGGAUUCAAACACUAAAAUAAAUUUGCAGUUAUGGGAUAUCGCCGGUCACGAGAGAUUUGGAUACAUGACCAGGGUUUACUACAAAUAUGCCGUCGCCGCGGCAUUGGUUUUUGAUAUCUCACGAGCGGCGACUUUUCAGUCGAUGAAGAAGUGGCUAAGCGAUUUAAGAGAAAAAGUCACUCUUCCGGACGGAUCGAGCAUACCCGUUGUUCUUCUGGCGAACAAAUGUGACAUUCGACAUGUGGCUGUAUCAACCGAACAGAUCGUUAAAUUUUGCAAAGAGAACAAUAUCGGCGAGUGGUACGUUACCUCGGCAAAAGAGAAUACGAACGUUGACGAAGCGAUACGCCACUUGGUGGAAAAUGUACUAAGAGCGAAAAUCGAAGGUGGAAUACGGGAUUCCAUAAGGCUCCGCGAUGAUCCUAUAGAGCGCGGCAAGACAGGCUGUUGCAAGUUUUAAUCGAUGUGUUCCUAAAUUGAUUCUCUCUUUCAUACUUGAGUUUGCUUUAUCAUCUAGUUGUAAUUAUCUAAAACAUUUCUAAACGUAUAUUAAUAGAAUAAAGUCUAUCUAAAUCGCUACGGUA
Messenger RNA from Vespula vulgaris, 802 nucleotides. Its product is annotated as ras-related protein Rab-32-like. NCBI's taxonomy places the organism in Eukaryota, Metazoa, Arthropoda, Insecta, Hymenoptera, Vespidae. The record is from RefSeq and is a predicted model, not a curated record. Gene Ontology annotation, molecular function: GTPase activity; GTP binding. The transcript is spliced from 6 exons. The coding region runs from base 19 to 678 and encodes 219 amino acids. Gene Ontology annotation, biological process: vesicle-mediated transport. Gene Ontology annotation, cellular component: Golgi apparatus; trans-Golgi network; vesicle.